Phodopus roborovskii (desert hamster) is the source of this 3258-nucleotide messenger RNA. It is a transcript of the gene Eif4e2, whose product is annotated as eukaryotic translation initiation factor 4E family member 2. Gene Ontology annotation, molecular function: translation initiation factor activity; RNA 7-methylguanosine cap binding. The record is from RefSeq and is a predicted model, not a curated record. Bases 92 to 802 code for a protein of 236 amino acids. NCBI's taxonomy places the organism in Eukaryota, Metazoa, Chordata, Mammalia, Rodentia, Cricetidae. The transcript is spliced from 8 exons. Gene Ontology annotation, cellular component: eukaryotic translation initiation factor 4F complex; cytoplasm. Gene Ontology annotation, biological process: translational initiation.
UCGCCAACCGGAAGUGGCCGGACUCUUGCCGGAGGGACCGAGCAGAGCGGAAGUCACUCCGUGAGGCAGUGGCGACAGCGGCGGCGAGAGGAUGAACAACAAGUUCGACGCCUUAAAAGAUGAUGACAGUGGAGACCACGAUCAGAAUGAAGAAAACAGCACACAGAAAGAUGGUGAGAAGGAAAAAACAGAACGAGACAAGAGCCAGAGCAGCAGCAAAAGGAAGGCUGUUGUCCCUGGACCAGCAGAACAUCCCCUGCAGUACAACUACACCUUUUGGUACUCUAGGAGAACCCCUGGCCGUCCUACCAGUUCACAGAGCUAUGAGCAGAACAUCAAGCAGAUUGGCACCUUUGCCUCUGUGGAGCAGUUCUGGAAGUUUUACAGCCACAUGGUCCGUCCUGGGGACCUGACAGGCCACAGUGAUUUCCAUCUCUUCAAAGAAGGGAUUAAACCUAUGUGGGAGGAUGAUGCAAAUAAAAAUGGUGGCAAGUGGAUCAUUCGACUCCGGAAGGGCUUAGCGUCCCGCUGUUGGGAGAAUCUCAUCCUGGCUAUGCUGGGGGAGCAGUUCAUGGUUGGGGAGGAGAUCUGUGGGGCUGUGGUCUCUGUCCGAUUUCAGGAGGACAUUAUUUCUAUAUGGAAUAAGACUGCCAGUGACCAAGCAACCACAGCCCGAAUCCGGGAUACUCUUCGGCGCGUGCUUAACCUACCUCCCAACACCAUUAUGGAAUACAAAACUCACACCGACAGCAUCAAGGCCUGGGAGGAGUUUCAUGGCCUGGUGAACAGCAGCGGCCGCUGAUCGGACGCUCCCCCUCUGUCUCUCACACUCAGGGGACAAUUCAAGCUUUCGAAAUACAAAAAUCACAUUGUGAAAGUGCACAAGCUGGCAAUAAUCCUUUUCUGUUUGUGUGUUUGUCUGACAUGGAUGCGAGGCUCAGGCAGUCCUUCUGUCUGCUCACUGAAGGGGUGUACCUGGGCCAUGCACUCCCCUUCUGCACUCGUCCCUGGAAGACGACUCUGCUAGACACCUUCCAGCACUGCUGACUUUAUAACGAAGACAAAUGGGGAUGUGACUUUGUAAUAGACAAACAAUUUUGAAUGGGGUUCUGUACAAGAGUACAGCUGUUUUCUUGCUGUGUGCUAUCCACAUGCCACUUGGCACCCUGCUGUGCAAAGGACUUGAUUACCGACCACAUGUAUGUGCCCUGUGCUGGGUCCGAGCUGAGCGUUAUCAGUAUUAUGAAUGCUUGCACAUCCAGGAGCAGCCUCUGCUUAGAGUUGAAGAGAACCAAAUGCCUCUUCUAGCUCUACUGUUAAGUUAUUGUGUGUUCCUCUCCCCCAAGCCCACCACUCUGAACCUGUGUUAGGAUGUGAUGACAGAAGCCUAGGAUCCUGUGUCCUUUGCGCCUUACACCUCCAGUUCCCUCCAGUGGGACUCUCCUUCCUAGGCACUGUGGCACUUAAAUGGUGAUCCCAGGCAGCAGUGGUUUUGCUGGUGAAACCUAAGGUAUCUACCCUGUAAGAGAAGCUGGAGAAGAAUGCAGUUCAAUCAGAAGCUAGGUUACAGUGCAGAUCCCACGUGUGGGGCUGGAGUUGAGGGCAGUGACUGAAACGAGCCUCCCAUAGGAGCGGGACUUGUGUGCUGAGCAUGGUCUGUGGGGCUUGAAUGUCCCUCAUGGAGGAGGAAGUGACAGUUGGUUAGUGCUACAUUAACACUCUGUGUAGAUUCUUCAGAUGAAAUGGACAUCUGAAGAAAUGGAUGGUUUCAUUUGCUGGCUGUGUCUGCUGUGAUUGGAAAAGACUUUUGGUCCUCGUUGCCUGAAUGUAAACAAAUUGUCCAGAUCCCUGAUGCCCAGAAGUCUCUUGCAGGCAUGUCCUCAUCAGAGAAGCUGGGUGAAGCCAGAGAGUUCAAAAGAGCACCCAAAAUCAAGGAAGAAAUGGACAGCUACAGCAGCUUCUACUGGGCUCUUGUGAGCCAAGAUGGCAGUACCUUAAAUUAAGGCCUCUCUUUAAAGCAUAUCCCUGAAGCUUCCAGGUUCUCAGCCAUGGGUCUCAGGAAUUGGGAAUGUAACAGUGUCUCCUUGUGUCCAUCCUACUCUCUUCCAGCUUUCCAGCUUUUAAGCUCCCUGAGUCGCUGCUGUCUGGGGACACCUUUUCUUGAAAGAGCAGAGUGCUUGGCUGGAGAGGGGAGGUCUUUCUGCUGUGGGUGAAGCCAUCUGAGAAGGAUAUCCAGCAGCGAUUGAAAUGACAGGAAUCUGAAGAAUGCCUUCUGGGGUGGUUGUGAAGGGCUCAGGCAAAACCAGAGCAUCAUUGGCUGCCAAGGAGGCAAAGGCUGCCUCUGGAGGCUCGGCUAAUGCAGGGGGCUCAGGUCACCUCAAAAAUCCCAAAGAGCAGACAUUUGGACAUGCCUUCCUUUGGGCAUCUUUCUUUUGUGUGUGUGUGUGUGUGUGUGUGUGUGUGUGUGUGUGUGUGUGUGUUUGUGUUCGCACGUACAUGUGUAGUGUGUUUAUGAGUGAGGCCUGUGUUAGGCCUAGUGGUUAGAUGUUCUGUUUUGCCUUUAUUUUUCAAUCUCAUUUGUUCAAACAUUUGAAUCUCCUAUGUUUUCUAGAGCUGCUUAUCUUUUCCCAUCCUCUUGGUCAUUAUAGUAUUUGACAGUUGGGUUUUUCCCCUCCUAUCCAAAGUGUGCCAACCCUGCUCCCCUUAGUGAGGGGUUCUCGCCGUCAGGUAGCAUCUUCCCCCAGUGUUCUUCAGGUGCUCUGCCUAACAGCUAGAAAGGGAAACUGAUUGAUCGGUUUACCCAUGCCACCCAUUCUUUGCAAACUAGCUGGGGAAGUCUCUCCAUUUAUUUUGACUCCAUGGGCCUCUAUAUGCUGAGAUACCACAUGGUUAUGAUUAUGGUAUCAUCGGUUCUCAAACCAGGUAGAGGUCUCCGGAGCCAGUAUGACCCAGCAGGAUAGGUUGCUGCUAGGGAAGGGAGAGUCAUGUUCUGGCUGUUCUCCUUCUGCCUUCAUGGCCCCACUCCUCUCUGAAGAGAGCCUUUCUCUUUGUCCUUUUGUUUGUGUGUGUGUGUGUGUGUUUUCCCUGUGACACUGGCAGUGGCAAUACUUUUUCAUCCAGAGAAAAGCUUGUCAGUGCUCCAAGAAUGAAUUUCCAAGUACUUGCUGGAGGGGAAGGAGCAGGGGCUGCGACAGUGACGUGGUGUUGCACUUUGAGAGGAGUAUCUACUGCAGUAAUAAAUGGAAAGGGUCAGCAGGA